AUGUCACAAAAGCGCAAGCGCGAUAACGAUGCCUCCGCGUUGUCAGCGGCCCAAGACCAUUUCCGCACAUGGUUGAUCAAGAACACAUCCGAUGCGGUCGAGUACAUCAAGAAAGACUUCCUGUCGGGGAAGAAUCUCAACACGAAAGAAAAGUCCUGGUUGAGCUUCGACCAAGUCUGGGGCUAUCUCUCCAUCCCUCAAGAUGAGCAAGCGCACAAGACUAGGUUCGGCAAAGCUUUGAGCGCACACCCUCGAGUCGAGUCCAAGGACGAUAAGGAUGGCAUCGUUUUCCAAUUCAAGCCUGUGAUUCCUGCGACCAACGCCGACGACCUGCUCGAGUACCUCGCGAGGCAGCAAGACUCCAAGCAAGUCACUGUGGCAGACCUGCAGGUCGGAUGGCCAGAUUGCGUUCCCGAGGUCAAUCGACUGGAGCGCGCACAUCACAUUCUCGUACGUCGAGUGAAGGGCAAGGCGCGCGCAGUGUGGCUAGAUUCGCCUGACUUGCACAUGCAAGUCGACGAUGACUUUCGAGACCUCUGGAGUGGCAUCAAGGUACCAGAGGACAUUGAGGAGAUCCGCAAAGACUUGAAGACAACGAACAUGAUGGUGACGAGCGAGAAGAAGGAGGUGCCGGUUGUGAGACCAAAGAAGAGUAAGAAGGGAGGACGUAGAGCGGGCAAGGGGAUCCAGACGAACAAGCAUAUGGAAAGCGUGCUGAAGAAUUUUGGGAAAAAGUAG
Zymoseptoria tritici IPO323 is the source of this 738-nucleotide messenger RNA. RefSeq lists its product as uncharacterized. NCBI's taxonomy places the organism in Eukaryota, Fungi, Ascomycota, Dothideomycetes, Mycosphaerellales, Mycosphaerellaceae. Bases 1 to 738 code for a protein of 245 amino acids. Gene Ontology annotation, cellular component: transcription factor TFIIE complex. The record is from RefSeq and is a predicted model, not a curated record. The transcript has a single exon. Gene Ontology annotation, biological process: transcription initiation at RNA polymerase II promoter.